UCUAACUGUUUAAUAAACAGAUUAAAAAACAAAUAUAGAGACAAACAUAAACAAAUUGUAAGUUAUAAUACCAUUAAACCUUAUUACAAAAAGCAAGAUUGAGGCAAGCUUUUUUAAACUAGUUUGUCGUAACAUCUCUCCUUACACUAAUAUUAUAGCAAGAAGAUCGUGCUAAGGAAAACAGCAAUGUCGGCCAACACAAAGUACAUAUUCCAAAAUGAGAAGUAAAUCCGUAAAGGCAUGAGCAAAGUCUCGGUUAAGUGGUAAAAUCCCACAGUUGACGUAGGCGUGGACGGCCUUAAGAAAACUCACUCUUGUGUCCGCAAAAAUUGGCAAUCGGCCAAUUCUCGCCGUCAUUGGGGGACAGUUUGAAGGUACCCGAAAUUGAGUGUACGCGAAAACGACAGCGUCUCGGCAGGGUAGAAUCUCUUGCGAGCGAGAAGAGAGCGUCAAAUAAGGUGUAGAAUGAGGAAGACAGAGUGCGAAAAUAAAGCCAGCGUAGGCAGUGAGACAAAGCUAAGAUAGAAUUCUGAGAAAGAUAGGAGAUGUGAAGACGAGAAAGAGCAAAGGAGAAAGAGAGAAACAGAUACGGAGUGGGAAGCUGGCGAGAGCGAGGGGAAGCUCGAGAGAGAGAGAGAGAGAGAGAGAUACCGAGAGAGAAAGGACAGAGACCGAGAGGGAGGAGCAGCGGUAGUUCAGGAGCAAGGGUAGCGGGGGAGGGUCGCGGCUUCGAAUCAGGGGUUGCUUUCAGAGGAGCACGCAGUGCUCUCUCGUCUCGCGAGCCGGGAGAACGGGAGAGAACGUGCGUGCCGGUUCACAGGAAGAGGGUAGCUUCCUCGCACCUUCGGCAGGUUCCUACCCUCGUGGUUCCCCCGUCGUUCGUUGCCGUCAAAAAAAAAACUCACGGCAAAAUCGCGACAAAAAUCGGCCGUGUCGACACCUUCCACCUUUCUUCUUCCUCCCUUCGUUUCUCCGAUUUUCACAUCUCCGUGAAAUCUGGACGAGACACUCGGGAAUGAGACGACAGCUGAUUAAUGCGUCGGGAUUUAAGACCAGGUGGAAGAUCAAGGGCUAACAUUCGUGCGGACAACGUGAUCCUCGAGCCGGAUGCGAAACGCUCGUAAAAAUGGACGGAGGGGUCCCUUCAGCGCAGUUUCGAGUUUCGAGGGGGUUUAACCGACCGAUUUGCUACGUCUUCACUUCCGGGAUAAAACGAACACGACCAGGAUAUUGGGUUAAGUUAAGCGAAGUUUAACUUUCCUACAGUGAAAAGAAUUCUGCUCUCGUGUGGCCGAAGAAUUGGAGAAUCGAUUGUCGAACGAGCGCGUGAGAAGAGUAGCUGGCGGGUAUUAAUCAAAAGCAGGGGAAAAAGUACAGAAAACGAGUUCUCAGAGUCGCACGCCUACAGUAACCGCGACAAAGAACAAUGUAUUAUUAAUCAGAAGAUCCCGAAGAUGCGCUAAGCCAACAUUAUCCGCAUCCAUUAUUAGAACUCCCUUCAAAGAGACUCGCAUCUUUAGACAAUUCGUCACGUCUUCCUAAAAGGCUGAGUGACGCGCAUGUCAGGCAAAAAAUCGUCAUCGCAGUUUAAUGAGACGUAUAUCGAUGAUCGAAAAAUGUGACAUCCGGCACAUCUUUAAGAGCGAAUGGAGAGGAUGACGCAUCCCUCGCGCGGAGGGAUGACAGAUCGAGGAAGAGCGUUUUGCACGUCGCCGAGUUGCUGUCGGCGGGCCAAUUAGACACGAAAACGCUCGAUUGAGAGUGAAAACGGGUCCGGAGAAGGGAAAUCGCUGCCGAGGUCGGGAAAAUCGCCAGGCGAGGAGAAGGAAACGGAAGAGCCGUGAGAAAUGGCCGCCGGUUCAGCGGUAGCGAUGAUCGGAGCUAAUCUGAGAUUCGGCAUCGGCGCUUCCGGGAAUGUCACGUCCAACGCCACCAAGGUGUUCCAGUGUCACCCCGGCGGUGUAACCGAAGCCACGGUCAUAUUUAGCCUCGGUGCAUUGGGGAUGGGGGCGAAUAUCAUCCUCAUGACGUUGAUACUGGCGAAGCGACAGCUGCGCAGGUGGUCUCAGGGACUGUUAUUCCACCAAGCCAUGGUGGACUGCGCGAGGGCCGCUAUAUUGCUGCCCCUAGGCUCCAGUAUAUUGAAUUGUCAGCCUGUUAACAAGUGCUCCCUGGUUGAGACCGCCUUUCUGUUACUGGUGACCGUUUCCACGGUGAAUAUGCUAACGACUGUGCUAAACGACAGCCCGGUAUUCCCAGAGAGCGACGAGGAGGCAGAGCUGACCGCUCCCUUGUUGAUGGACUCACCCCAGUGCGUGCUUUUUGGCACCUUUAUGAUAUGGUUCGCCAGUAUAACUAUCAAUCUAGGACCCACGUUUCUUAGUGGAGCCUUAGCGGCAAACACGGAGAGCGGUCACAACGCACCUAGCUGUCCGUUGGUACAUGGUCCUUUUCGCCAUUAUAUACUCAAUGCCCUGUGGAUUGUCAUCAACAUUAUUUGUGUAGCGCUCACGCUCUUUCACUUGAGAAAAUUGCACAGAGAUCUAACGAAAGCUAAUGUCGAAGCGGUACGAGUAGCUGGUCUCGUUACAACGCUCGUUAAUGUGACGGGAGGACAGCAGGGUGCAACGAAUGCACUUGCAACUGAAGACGGCGACACGAGGAACGGUACGACGCCAAAAAGGACGGGUGCCAUUGAGGAGCACCGGAAAAUGAGAAAUUACCUCAGGAGGAUGGAACGCGAGGGUGUGCAGAGGGUGAAAAUGUUCCUGGUCAUAACAGCGGCGUACGUCUUGUUCUGGGGACCAUUGUUUUUCGUUACCCUGGUGCACCACCCCGUCAUAGGGAAUCCUACUGGCUACGAGGUGACUUUACACAUCGCGUAUGUGCACGCUUUCGUAAACCCGACUCUGUUCCUGGCCCUGCACCGGGGGCUGCGACAGGGGAUGUCGGACGUGUGUUGCGGCUGCUGCGAAAGCAUCGCCCGGUGGAUCCUCGGAUCCGCCGCGACCGGCCCGAUGCAGAACGUUCAGCUACCCCGAUACGAGCCGCCGAUGAAUCUUCCCUCGCCACCGGAUCCACCCCUGGCGUCGGUCGCACCGGCAUGUAACCUUUCUGACGUGGCACUCCUAAAACCACCCCUGCCACCGACUGCCAAACAUUUACUGGUGGACGACUCCAUCGUGAUACCACCCGAUCCUUGGAGUCUGAGUUCGCGACCGAAGAGCACGUCUAGUCUGUACGAAGAGGAACUAGCUAGGAGACCGAGCCUUCUACUACCACCACCAGCGGAACUAAACGAUCUGCAAAUGAGCCCGACGAGUAGUGACUUGCCCAGCGAAUAAACGACCUUAAUCAACAUCGAACCAAAAAGCGCAUCAAGUGCAGUGUAAAAAUAAUUGUAAAAAGAUAAAAACAGAUUAAAAAGGACCUUCCUAUCCUCUCAAUCCUCUCUUGAAGCAUUAUACUCUAAUCAGACAUUCAUAUACAUUUAUUGAUAAAAAGCCGAAAUCAAAUGAGUUAUGUAUUAUAAAUAUUGCGUCAUUUAAUGAUCUUUUAAUGAGCGUUAAUAUAUAAUCAGCGAAACUAUUAUCUGCAAUUGCGUUUGAAAACAUCCGUAAAAUUUUACGUUUAUGCAAUUUUUAAUGUCAGCAUUAAUUAGAUGGAAUUAAAGAUUAAAUUGUAAAUCUAUAUAAAAUUGAAAAUUUGGUUCCUAUGGAUAUUUACGAUAUCAAAUAGGCGAGAGAACAUUAAGAUAAUGUUAAAAUUUCGUACGAAUAACAGAUCUCGACUUUUGUUAGGGAAAGAAGUUACUCAAAAUUUAAUAUGCACAUUUACUUUUACGAUGCGUACAUAUGAUAGAUUUUAAAAAACUGACAGACUGACUUUUCACAAAACUCGUACUCAUGUAUAAUAUAUGUAUAUCAAUUUGCACAAAUCUAACGUCCAAAAUCGUCAGUUAAAAUAAUGUAAAGAUCAUUACUUUCAUAUCUAAAAAAUGACGUUAUCUUGCCACAUUUAGAACAUUUAUAUGCAUUUUAAUUAUUGCAAAUGCAUGAUUAGAAUUUUUUCCAACAUUUUUUUAACGAUUUUUAUCCUAACAAAUAACGUGCUAAUGUACCUUGUCAUUCAUGGAAUCCCAGAGAUAAUUAACAAAAUAUGAACAUCUUUCUAAACAAUUAUAACGCAGUAAGUUACUGAUAAUUAAAAGAUAAAAAAAUUAAGCAUUUAAAAAUGAAAUACAAUUCUGUUUAGAAUUGCAGCGUUAAGACCGGUAUUCAUAUUUGAUUUUUAUUUCAAGACCAUUUCAAUCUUAAGAUGCUAAAGAAACUCUAUAACUGAAAUGACAUCUUAAGAUUUAAGACGAUUUUAAAUAUAAGAAUGGACUAUGAAUACUGGUUUAAGGGGUGAUUGUUCCAACUUCUUGAUAAACUUUCCUAUCAGAUAAGCAAUAUGUCUAUCUUCAUUUUUUCUUAAAUAAAUGAAAACACAUAUUUAUUUGAUAGAUAAAUUUAUCAAGAAGUUGGAACAACUGGACCUUAAAUUAUGUUAAUUUAAUAUUCUAGAUGUGCAUUAAACUUCAAUGCAUACUUUAUAUAAUAGUAACUAAAUAAUGAAAGUAUGUUUACUUAUCACUGCAAGCAGAAUAAAGUUCAGAUAUCAUUUGAUAUAAUUCAAAUUAAAAUUCAAUUUCUUUUUCAUUUGUAUAUUAUACGUUAUGACAAAUUAUAAAAAAUAAAACGUGACAGAUCGAGGAGAGAAAUGCAAUUCACCGGGCAUCAUCUAAAUGUAUCUGUGAUUGCUUAUAAACGUCCUAGUCUCUUCGUCAUUGUGGUGUCACUAAUAGAUUCUUAGAAGAUAUAUAUUAUACAUAUAUUAUAUUACAGAGCGAAACCUUAGAGAUAUUAAAUAAUAUUAAUUUUGCUUUUUCAGCUAGAACAGAACUGAAAACAAAACAAAUAUCUGGCAAAUCAGAGAAUUAUAUAACACAUAGUAUAAUUAUCUAUAUAUGUAUCUGGAAGAAAGAUUUAUAAUUUCUGUAUUUAGCCGAGCUAUAGGUGCACUUAUUAAAUAUAUGCAAAGAUCGAAUGCGCAGUCCUGCCGCGCUUAAAGUCCUUCGUAAAACUAUUGCAUGAGCUUCUUCAUCUGGGGACUCAAUCUUCUCAAAACGAAAUAUUAUAUAUAUUGAAUUACAUAUAUAUUUUCUACGACAUUUUAGAGAUUACACCCGUUGCAACCGCAUGAUGCAUCAGCGUCCUGCCGCGCCGAUCAAUUAUGCAUUACAUCAAUACUUUUGUUUUAAACAAAUAAGAAAAAUUAACAAGAGUAUGUAAGCAAAGUACCCAGUCGUUUAUUCGACAAAUAGAGAACGGAAAAUAAUUACAGCCAAUGUAAAUAUGAGCCAUGUGUAUUCUUAAUAUUAAUAAUCUCUAAUUAUUUUGAAUUUAAUGUUAUAAUUAAAACAACAGCGAACCAAAACCGAGAUAUUUCCAUAUAUUUCCAAAUAUUUGCUCAUCACAUUUCUAUAAUAAAGAAAAACUUGAAUUCGAAGUCUUACACCUCGAAAAAUUAUAAUGUUAAAAUAAUUAACACAAUAUUAGAGAACAUAUUAAAAUACGAUCGAUUCCGAAUAUUAAAGCAAAAACAAAUAAUAUUAAAAACAAUCAAAAUUUAAUUGUACUUAAAAUUGACAAAUUAUGAUUGAUUAAAUGUGAUUCUUUAAAGCACGUAGUAUUUUGCGAAUUAAAAAUAUAAUUACGAGAAUAAUUAAAAGUAAUGAUUUCCACUAAUUUAUGUAAAAAUUAUUCAUAUCAAGCUGCAUCACACUACAUCGUAGUUAGCAGAUCAUAAUCGUGAUAAAUUAUCCUUUAAAAAUCUAACUAGCAAAUUUCAAGAAAAAUAUUUGAAAUUUCUGAAUGUGGAAUCUAAUGAAAAAUAAUUCUUAACGUGUUUAUAUUAUUUGUAAGUCUAAUUGAAAGCAACACAAAUUGAAUAUAUCAUUAAAAUUUCUUCCAAAAUUAUAAAUAAUAUGCACUAUUGGCAUAAUUAAAAAUAUAUUAAAGUGUAUUAAAAGUAUCAAUGUAAAAAUUGUUUCUUAUUGUAUAGCAAAAAGCAUAUCAAUGUAGAGAAGUGUGAUGUAUUUAAAAACGAAUAUGCAGUAUAACGUUACAUGGCAAAUAUCGAUAUUUAUUAAAAUUAUGUGAGAUUAAUAUCUUCACCCAAUCUUUUGUUUCUUUGUUCACCAGAGAUGUGUUAAAAGCAGCGCACGAAGGAUGCUGCUUAUAUGUACAAGUCAAUUAAUUGUAACUACCACCAAAUACUUUCUUCUUAGGUAUUACGUCGCGUGUGUAAUAAAAUGUUUAAUGUAAAUUAAUGUAUAUUAUAUAUGUAAGAAAAUGGCAGAACAAGACCGAAAUUUUUUAUUGUAAUUUUAUAAAUGCUAUAUCAAGAACGUAAAUCGAUUAAUAGCAAUUGUAAGAAAAAAAUCAAUAUUUAGAACUGCACUAAAAAUAUAUAAGAUACGUUUGAAUUGCAAGUGUCGUAGUCACGACUAUAUAUUUAAAAUAUGAAUCGUGUAUUUUGGGGGGAGUAAUAUUAUUUUAAUUUAUCUCCUAUGUUUAUUUACUUCUUAUUUCUCAAGGAAUCAAAAAUAUAAAAUUUGAAAUCUGUUUGUUUGAAAAUGUUUAUGUAUUUUAAAAUAUACUCAAUAUGUAAAAUACGUAUACCCAAAAUUCUAAAGUGUAAUUAUUUAAAUAUUUAUACCAACGUAUCUAACCAAUCUGUUCAACUUUUAACAAAUAAGUAUAUCUUGGAAUUGUUAUUAAAAUCGAUUUUUUCAUAGCGUUCUUGAAAGUUAAAGCAUUCAAGCGAAUUAUUCUAAAUAAUCUCAUCAGGGCAAAAUAUUACUAUUAAGAACAUUUCUAAGAAAACGGUGCCUGAAAAACCGAAAUACUGCUGUAAAUUGGCAGCAAAAUAUGCGAAAUGACAUCGUAAACUACAUAAAUUAUACAAGUAUAAAUUUAUCCUUGCCAAAAAAGAAAGAGA
This is a messenger RNA of Monomorium pharaonis (pharaoh ant), 7044 nucleotides long. RefSeq lists its product as uncharacterized. NCBI's taxonomy places the organism in Eukaryota, Metazoa, Arthropoda, Insecta, Hymenoptera, Formicidae. Gene Ontology annotation, biological process: G protein-coupled receptor signaling pathway. Bases 1848 to 3344 code for a protein of 498 amino acids. Gene Ontology annotation, cellular component: membrane. Gene Ontology annotation, molecular function: peptide binding; G protein-coupled receptor activity. The transcript is spliced from 11 exons. The record is from RefSeq and is a predicted model, not a curated record.